Messenger RNA from Gadus chalcogrammus (walleye pollock), 1210 nucleotides. RefSeq lists its product as uncharacterized. Gene Ontology annotation, molecular function: mRNA binding. NCBI's taxonomy places the organism in Eukaryota, Metazoa, Chordata, Actinopteri, Gadiformes, Gadidae. The record is from RefSeq and is a predicted model, not a curated record. The coding region runs from base 404 to 1210 and encodes 268 amino acids. Gene Ontology annotation, cellular component: cytoplasm; nucleus. The transcript is spliced from 11 exons. Gene Ontology annotation, biological process: regulation of gene expression; regulation of RNA metabolic process.
CCAGAGCAGAGAGAGUCUCCCUCGCUCUGCCCUCAGGCCUCGGGCGCCGGCUGAGCCGCCCGCAGAGGAAACGCCUCCUGCGUGGAGCUGACAGGGAGCAUUAAGGCGAGGGAUGCGGGUUCACUUGCCCUGUGUAGGGGCUUAGCACCGGGGCUAAGCUGAGGGACUAAUAGCAAAGCCAGCCCUGCUCCAGCCGCUUCGAGGGCAUUGGGGAGCCAUCUGGCCACACUCGGUGGCAGAAGCCAACAACAAAAGAGGGGGCAGACCGUUCGCAGCGAGCGACGGACUGAAAGGUGAAGAACAUUCGCUCAGAAGAUACGGCAGCCAGGAGUGGCGGAGAAGGAUACGAGAAGUUGAGAAGGAGGAGGAGAGUGUUAACGCUAACGACUGAGAAACAGAGGAGAUGUCUGAUAUGGAGGAGCUGCAGGGACCGGAGGCGGGCCCCAACGUCACACUCACCCUGAGGCUCUUAAUGCACGGGAAGGAAGUGGGCAGCAUCAUUGGAAAGAAAGGAGAAACGGUGAAGAAGAUGAGAGAGGAGAGUGGAGCUCGCAUCAACAUCUCUGAAGGGUCGUCCCCGGAGAGGAUCGUCACCAUCACAGGCCCCACUGAGGGCCUCUUCAGGGCCUUCUCCAUGAUCGCCGAGAGGUUCGAGGAGGAUAUUACUGCGGCGAUGACAAACAGCAAUGUGACGAGCAAGCCGCCUGUCACCCUGCGCUUGGUGAUCCCUGGGAGUCAGUGCGGCUCGCUGAUUGGCAAAGGAGGCUCCAAGAUCAAGGAGAUCAGAGAGACCACGGGUGCCCAGGUGCAAGUGGCAGGAGACAUGCUGCCCGACUCAACAGAGAGGGCUGUCACCAUCUCCGGGGCUCCGCAGGCCAUCACCCAGUGUGUGCGACACAUCUGCUCCGUCAUGCUGGAGUCACCCCCAAAGGGAGCUACUAUUCCAUACCGUCCUAAGGGGCUGGCUGGGGGCCAUGCGGUACUAUCUCAGCAGCACGGCGCACCAGCGUUCGCCAUCCCAGGUCAUCCAGGGCAGUAUGCCUUCCCCCAUCAAGAUUUGACCAAGCUUCACCAGUUGGCUAUGCAGCAUAUCCCCCUCCCCUCCCUUGGGCAGAGCAACCCUACCUUCCCUGAUCCACAAGGCGCCCGAGUCCUGGACGGUCCCCUUCUUAGUGCCGCCGGGACGGCCCAUCAUCUCCGAUUGCGGUAG